Molecule: messenger RNA, 213 nt
Organism: Rotaria sordida
Lineage: Eukaryota; Metazoa; Rotifera; Eurotatoria; Philodinida; Philodinidae
Source: the annotation of a GenBank genome assembly
AUGGAAAUGUUUCAUGUCAAACCAAGAUGGCUCUUUCUCAAAGUAAUCACAUGCGAUGACGGGACAAUAGGUUGGGGCGAACCAGUGGUGGAAGGAAGAGCUCAAACGGUUGAAGCUGCUGUAAAAGAAAUUGCUCGAUAUUUGAUUGGUCAGGAUCCACGAGAUAUUGAAAAACAUUGGCAAACCAUCUAUCGAGGCAGUUUCUAUCGGUAA